GCGCAGGGGGAACCGGAGCCAUUUUUUUUUUAAACCAUUCAUGCGAAGCUGCGCGGACGGAGUGGAGGUGCUAAUGUUGUUGGGUGUGUGAUCAGCCCGGACAAGGUUACUGCGGUGUUACCUAUCAAAACCAACCGGAGUGACAGGAGAGACGUGCGCCUGCCGAGAGCAUGGCUCCUGUGCAACAAAGGAAAACUCAUCAGCCGAAAGUUUAGAGGAAUAAAACAAGCUGCAGAAACCACUCCGAGUCCCGAGCGCGCACACCGAGGAGCGAUGCACUUCGUUAAAUGGAAUUUGUUGUUACUUUUUUGGUUGUGCAAACUGGUUUCGCCGGUGGAUUGUUACGUCGUGCACAUCAGUGAGGAUGCGGGGCUAAGGACGGCUGUGGCCGGCGUGGAGCGCGGCGCACGGUGUACUUUGGAUCAGGUACUCGCUCCCACAUUCACGGAGCAGUUUCUGGAGACGGACGAGGCAGCGGGCAUUGUGUUCGUUUCGGGCUCGAUAAAGUGCUCCUCGCUGCACUCCAACCCCUUCACCGUGUACACUGUGGCGGACUGCACGGACUCCGGCUACAGGCACCUUCUCACCAGCCAAUACGACGUGCAUGUUCAUGGUAGGAACUGUUCAAACAGGCGUAAAAGGAAAUCACAGUGGGACGUGGAGGUCCUCAGUUUGUUUAGUUCCCACAGCCACCACCGCUCAGAGUGCCACCAAGCGCAUUCCGCUUUAUUUCCAGUGGGGGGUCUGCUACCUGGCUCCCUGAUCCGCUGCAAGGUCACCAACACUCGGUACUUUUAUUUCUUUGAGGAGCACUUGUUUGUGUCUGAGACUCUGUGCUGGAGGCAGGACACCCUCCUGGAGCUAGACCUGCUCUGUGAAGUAUUCACAGGAAGCGGUUUGAAUGCUAAAACCAGCCCCAUCUCUAUCCACUGGCGUGUGGGGCAGGGCCCCUUUAGGCAGGGCCACCUAGGGAAGCUGUUAGAAAAGGCAGCUCAGUCUGAAUCAGGGAUUGUGAGUAGGAGGAGGAGAAGCAUCAACAGCAGCCCUCAGUUUCAGCCCCCAAUGUACCAAGUGUCUGUGGCAGAGAAUAAGCCGGCUGGGACUCCCGUUGUUGUUUUGAAAGCAGUGGAUGUGGAUGAGGGGGAGGCAGGCAGACUGGAGUAUUUCAUAGAGGCCCUCUUUGAUAGUCGUUCCAACAAUCUCUUUGCUGUGGACUCGGCCACUGGUGCCGUAUCCACAGUUGAGGUGCUGGACCGGGAGACAAAAGACACCCAUGUGUUUCGCGUGACUGCAGUUGACCACGGCACACCUCGACGUACAGCCAUGGCUACCCUCACUAUCACAGUCAGUGACACAAAUGAUCAUGACCCUGUCUUUGAGCAGCAGGACUAUAAGGAAAGCAUCAGGGAGAACUUAGAAAUAGGCUAUGAGGUGUUGACUGUGAGGGCCACUGAUGGAGAUGCACCUGUUAAUGGUAACAUCCUGUAUCACAUUCUCAACAGUAAUGGAUCCAAUGACGUGUUUGAGAUAGAUUCGAGGUCUGGCGUCAUUCGUACUAAAGGCCUGGUAGACAGAGAGGAGGUAGAAGCUUACAUGCUGUUAGUUGAAGCAAAUGACCAAGGUCGUGACCCUGGGCCCCUCAGCUCCACAGCUACUCUUCACAUAGUGGUAGAGGACGACAAUGACAACACACCCCAGUUCAGUGAGAAACGCUAUGUGGUCCAGGUACCUGAGGACAUGGCCCCUAACACAGAGAUCCUGCAGGUCACCGCCACAGAUAAGGACAGAGGGAACAACGCUAUUGUUCACUUCAGCAUUAUGAGCGGAAACACCAGAGGACAGUUUUAUAUCGAUGCUCAGACAGGUAAAAUGGACCUGGUGAGUCACUUGGAUUACGAGGCAAAUAAAGAAUACACUCUGAGAAUUAGAGCUCAGGAUGGAGGACGCCCUCCGCUCUCCAACAUCAGUGGCCUGGUGACAGUGCAGGUGUUGGACAUCAACGACAACGCACCCAUUUUUGUUAGCACUCCAUUCCAGGCCACUGUGCUGGAGAAUGUGCCCCUGGGCUACUCUAUAAUCCACAUCCAAGCAGUGGAUGCAGACUCGGGAGACAACUCCAGGCUGGAGUAUUGCCUCACUGACACCACGCCAAACUUCCCCUUCACCAUCAACAACAGCACAGGGUGGAUCAUAGUGGCAGCUGAGCUGGACAGGGAGAGUGUCGAUUUUUACAACUUUGGAGUGGAGGCCCGCGAUCACGGCUACCCGGUCAUGUCCUCUUCAGCCAGCAUUAGCAUGACUAUUCUAGAUGUAAAUGACAACAACCCGGAGUUCACUCAGAAGGCGUAUUAUAUGCGCCUGAAUGAGGAUGCGGCCGUGGGGACCAGCGUGGUGACGGUGUCGGCUGUGGACCAGGACAUUAACAGUGUGGUGACCUAUCAGAUAUCCAGUGGAAACACCCGUAACAGAUUCUCCAUCACAAGUCAGAGUGGAGGGGGGCUCAUCACACUGGCACUGCCUUUAGACUACAAACUGGAACGACAAUAUGUCCUCACUGUCACUGCCAGUGAUGGUACCCGCUUUGACACUGCAAAAGUGUUUGUUAACGUAACAGAUGCCAACACUCAUCGACCUGUCUUUCAAAGCUCACAUUACACCGUCAACAUCAACGAGGACAAACCUGUGGGCACCACUGUUGUUGUAAUAAGUGCCACAGAUGAAGAUACGGGUGAGAACGCACGCAUCAGCUACUUCAUGGAUGACAGCAUCCCUCAGUUUGACAUCGACGCAGAUACAGGAGCUGUCACCACACAGAUGGAGCUGGAUUACGAGGACCAGGUAUCCUACACUCUUGCCAUCACCGCUCGGGAUAAUGGCAUCCCGCAGAAAUCUGACACCACCUACCUGGAGAUACUGGUGAAUGACGUGAACGACAACUCCCCCCGUUUUCUCAGAGACCACUAUGUGGGCUCUGUGAUGGAAGACGUGCCAGUGUUCACCAGUGUGGUCCAGGUUUCGGCCACCGAUCGAGAUUCUGGCCUCAACAGCCGUGUCUUCUACACCUUCCAGGGCGGGGAGGAUGGUGAUGGCGAUUUCAUAAUUGAAUCUACCUCCGGUAUUGUUCGCACGCUGCGAAGACUGGACAGGGAAAAUGUGCCUGUUUACAGUCUGCAAGCCUUCGCUGUAGAUAAAGGUGUUCCUGCUCUGAAAACACCAAUAAACAUUCAAGUAACAAUUCUGGAUGUGAAUGACAACCCGCCUGUGUUUGAGGAAGAUGAGUUUGACAUUAUGGUGGAAGAAAACAGCCCCAUAGGUCUUGUGGUUGCACACAUAUCAGCCACAGAUCCAGAUGAAGGCAGUAAUGCACAGAUUAUGUACCAGAUAGUGGAGGGAAACAUCCCAGAGGUGUUCCAGCUGGACAUCUUCUCUGGAGAACUGACUUCAUUAAUAGACCUCGACUAUGAGACGAGAUCUGAGUAUGUCAUCGUGGUCCAGGCCACCUCUGCCCCUCUGGUCAGCCGCGCCACAGUCCACAUCAAACUUGUCGACAAGAACGAUAAUGUGCCUGUACUCAAAAACUUCCAGAUCAUCUUCAACAACUAUGUGACUGACAAAGCGAAGAGCUUCCCCACCGGAGUGAUCGGCCGCAUCCCCGCCCAUGACCCCGACGUCUCGGAUCAGCUCCACUACAGCUUCGAGGUGGGAAAUGAGCUGAACCUAGUCCUCCUGAACCAAAGCACAGGGGAGAUCCAGCUGAGCCAGGCCCUGGAUAACAACCGGCCCCUGGAGGCCUCCAUGAGGAUCUCAGUGUCAGAUGGUAUCCACUCAGUGUCGGCUCAGUGCCUUCUCCAAGUCACCAUCAUCACCGAUGAAAUGCUGUCCAACAGCAUUACACUGAGGCUGGCCAACACCUCCCAGGAGCACUUCCUCUCUCUGCUGCUUGCCCAGUUUCUCGACGGCGUGGCCCGCGUCCUAUCGGCCGCCCCUGAGGACGUUGUCAUCUUUAACAUCCAGGAUGACACAGAUGUCAGCGCUCACAUCCUCAACGUCAGCCUGUCUGUGGCGGUGCCCGUGUUUGGGGAGGGACACCAGCGGCCUGGAGGACCGAGCGGUCACGAAGGUGACAGACAUGGGAGAGGGGCUGAAAGUGGAGGUGGAGAGUUUUUCGCCUCAGAGGAACUCCAGGAGAGGCUGUACCUGAACCGCAGCCUUCUUGCCCAGAUCUCUUCCCAGGAGGUUCUUCCCUUUGACGACAACAUCUGCCUGCGCGAGCCAUGUGAGAACUACAUGAAGUGUGUGUCAGUGCUGAAGUUUGAUAGCUUGGCGCCGUUUGUUGCUUCAGACACCAUCCUAUUCAGACCCAUUCAUCCCAUUGCCGGGCUGCGCUGCCGCUGUCCCACCGGCUUCACAGGCGACUACUGUGAGACGGAGAUUGAUCUGUGCUACUCUAAACCCUGUGGAGCCCACGGUGUGUGUCGCAGCAGAGAGGGAGGCUACACCUGCGAGUGCUUCGAGGACUACACAGGAGACCGCUGUGAGCUGUCGUCCCGCUCCGGACGCUGUGCUCCGGGCAUCUGCAAGAACGGUGGCACCUGCGUCAACCUGCUGGUUGGUGGGUUUAAAUGCGAGUGUCCACCAGGCGGCUACGAGAAGCCCUACUGUGAGAUGACCACACGUAACUUUCCCCCGCACUCCUUCCUGACCUUCAAGGGCCUCCGCCAGCGCUUUCACUUCACACUCUCUCUCACAUUUGCUACCAAAGAGCCCAACGGUUUGUUACUCUACAAUGGCCGCUUCAAUGAGAAACACGAUUUUAUUGCCAUGGAAAUAAUCAAUGAACAGAUACAGGUCACCUUCUCUGCAGGUGAGACCAAAACCACAGUGUCACCUUAUGUCCUUGGAGGUGUCAGCAAUGGCCAGUGGCACGUGGUGGAAGUUCACUACUACAAUAAGCCAGUCUUAAACCAGGCCGGCCUCCCGCAGGGCCCCUCGGACCAGAAGGUCGUUGUAGUGACGGUGGACAACUGUGACACCUCUGUGGCCCUGAGGUUUGGGCACAUGAUUGGAAACUACACCUGCUCUGCUCAGGGCAGCCAGUCGGGAUCCAAAAAAUCUCUGGACCUGACUGGCCCCCUGCUCCUUGGAGGAGUCCCCAAACUUCCAGAAGAUUUUCCUGUUGGUAACCAGCAGUUUGUGGGCUGCAUGAGGAACCUACAUAUUGACAAUCAGCACAUAGACAUGGCCAGCUUCAUAGCUAACAACGGCACUCUGCCAGGAUGCUCUGCCAAAAGACAUUUCUGCAACAACAGCCCGUGUCUGAAUGGAGGGACCUGUGCGAACCUGUGGGGCUCCUUCAGCUGUGACUGCCCACUUGGCUUUGGAGGACAAACCUGUGAAAGAGUCAUGGCCAGCCCGCAGCAUUUCCUGGGUGACAGCCUGUUGCAGUGGAACAACCUGGCGGUGGUGGAGGCCUCCGUCCCCUGGCAUGUAGAGCUCAUGUUCCGCACACGUCAGGCCAGCGCCACACUGCUGCACAUCUCCUCCGGGCUGCAGCACAAUCUCACACUGCAGCUACGCGGGGGGAGUGUGUUGAUGGGGCUGCACAGAGGCGAAGACUUGACUCUCUCUCGCGUUGAGGAAGUGCUGGUGAAUGAUGGAGACUGGCAUCAUUUACAGCUGGAUAUCAGCAGUUUGGGAGGAGCGGCGAGCCACCAUAAAGCUGUGCUGUCUUUAGAUCAUGGGCUCUACCUGGCCAGUAUGGAGGUCGACGGGAGGCUGCAGGACUCCAAGCUGAAGACUGUGAGCGUGGGUGGUUUGUCAAGGCCUGAUGGAAAAAUCCAGCAUGGCUUCCGUGGUUGUAUACAGGGUCUGCGUGUUGGGGGGGCUCUGAGUGUCUCUCAGGCCAGGAAGGUGAACGUGGAGUCGGGCUGCACCCUGCCCGACCCUUGCAGCUCCAGCCCCUGUCCUGUCAACAGCUACUGCAGCGACGACUGGGACAGCUACUCCUGCACCUGUCUCCCUGGUUACUAUGGCACCAACUGCACUGAUGUCUGCUCAUUAAACCCAUGUGAACACGAGUCAGCCUGCACCAGGAAGCUUGGCCCCUCUCAUGGUUACACCUGUGACUGUCCCAGCAACUACUUUGGCCAUUACUGCGAAAAAAAGACUGACUUGCCCUGUCCGAGAGGUUGGUGGGGUCACAAAACCUGCGGCCCGUGUAACUGUCACACCGAUAAGGGCUUUGAUUCUGAUUGCAACAAGACCAGUGGAGAGUGUCGCUGUAAGGACAACCACUACCGUCCUGAAGGCAGUGACACCUGCCUGCUGUGUGACUGCUACCCAGUCGGCUCCAUCUCCAGAGCGUGUGACAGAGAGAUCGGCCAGUGUCAGUGUAAACCUGGUGUGAUCGGGCGCCAGUGUGACCGCUGUGACAACCCCUUUGCUGAGGUUUCUCCCAGUGGUUGUGAAGUCAUCUAUGACAGCUGCCCUCAGGCCAUCGAGGCUGGGAUCUGGUGGCCCAGGACUAAGUUCGGUCUCCCUGCAGCAGUUCCCUGUCCCAAGGGAACACUUGGCACAGCGAUCCGACACUGUGAUGAGCACAAGGGCUGGCUGCCUCCCAGUCUCUUCAACUGUACCUCCGUCACCUUCAGCAAGUUGAAAGACCUGUCUGAAAAGCUUUCCCGUAAUGCAUCGCUCCUGGACUCUGGACACAUUCAGCAGACAGCAGCCAUGUUGGCCAACGCCACCUUGCACACAGAGAAAUACUAUGGCAGCGAUGUGAAAAUAGCUUAUCGUCUCACACAGAGACUGCUGCAGCACGAGAGCAGCCAGCAGGGCUUCAACCUCACAGCUACACAGGACGUCCACUUCACUGAGAAUCUGGUCCGUGUGGGCAGCGCCAUCCUGUCUCCAGACAUGCGGCCACACUGGGAGCUGAUCCAGCACACAGAGGGCGGCACAGCAGCGCUGCUGCGCCACUACGAGGAAUACGCAAACACACUGGCACAGAACAUGAGGAAGACCUACCUCAGCCCCUUCACCAUUGUCACACCACACAUAGUCAUCUCUGUCGACCGUCUGAAAAAGAUGAACUUUGCUGGAGCGAAACUCCCACGAUACCAGUCCCUGAGGGGCCCUCGUCCUGUGGACCUGGAUACGGCCGUCACGCUGCCUGACUCUGUCUUCCACCCACCUGUGGUUACAAAGGGCCACAGGCACCUGGAUGUUUUCCCAGAGUCCUCAGUGAGGAAUCGCUCCACUAACAGGAAGAAACGCCAGCCUGACGACAGCCAGCAGGACGCCAUUGCCAGUGUGAUCAUCUUCCACAGCCUGGCCUCACUGUUACCAGAGAGCUAUGAUCCUGACAAGAGGAGCCUGCGGGUGCCAAAGCGUCCAGUCAUCAACACACCGGUGGUGAGUAUCACAGUGCACGACAAUGACGAGCUGCUGCAGCACACGCUGGACAAACCCAUCGCCGUGCAGUUUCGUCUGGUCACCACUGAGGAGCGCUCCAAACCCAUCUGUGUCUUCUGGAACCACACUAUACUUGCUGGUAACGGUGGCUGGUCAGCGAAGGGCUGUGAAGUGGUUUUCAGAAACAGCACCCACAUCAGCUGUCAGUGUUAUCACAUGACCAGCUUUGCUGUGCUCAUGGACAUUUCUAGGAGAGAAAAUGGAGAGAUUCUGCCAAUCAAAAUUCUGACUUGGAGUACAGUUGGUGUGACGCUGGGCUUCCUCUUCCUCACCACAAUCUUCCUCCUCAGUCUGAGAGCCAUGCAGUGCAACAAGACGAGUAUAAUCAACAAUGGGGCCACCGCUCUUUUCUUCUCUGAGCUCAUCUUCAUCCUGGGCAUCAACCAGGCUGACAACCCGUUCUUGUGCACAGUCAUUGCCAUCCUGCUGCACUUCUUCUAUCUCUGCACUUUCUCCUGGCUCUUCCUGGAGGGACUACACGUUUACCGCAUGAUCAGCGAAGUGCGAGACAUCAACUAUGGACCCAUGAGAUUCUAUUACCUGAUUGGCUGGGGAGUUCCUGCCUUCAUCACAGGUCUGGCGGUUGGGUUGGAUCCUGAAGGGUACGGAAACCCAGACUUUUGUUGGCUGUCAAUGUACGACACUCUCAUCUGGAGCUUUGCUGGACCCAUCGCCAUGGUGGUGUCGAUGAACAUCUUCCUUUACAUCCUGUCGUCCAGAGCCACCUGCUCACUGAGACACCACAGCAUUGAGAAGAAAGCGCCUCCUGUUUCAGGCCUGAAGACCGCAGGGGGCGUCCUCUUCCUGAUUUCACUCACGUGUUUUCUGGCGCUCCUCUCCGUCAACAGCGACAUGAUCAUCUUCCACUACCUGUUCGCUGGGUUCAACUGUGUGCAGGGCCCCUUUAUUUUCAUCUUCCGCAUUGUCCUCAAUAAGGAGGCAAGGACUGCCAUGAAAUACUGCUGCAGCCGCAAGCGUCCAGAUCAUAUGAUCAAAUCCAAGGCCUCGGGAUACAAAUGCAACACAAACUACAUGGACGGCAGGUUAUACCACCUUCCCUUUGGAGACUCCAGUGUGUCUCUGAACGGCACCAUGCAGAGCAGCAAGAGCCAGCAGAGCUAUGUUCCAUUCGUCCUUCGGGAUGACGGUUUAAGUAACAGUCAGGCACACAUCGCUUUGAACGACCAAGCGUCACUCUUCCAUGAAAAUAAAGAGCACCUGGAUGAUCAUGACAGCGACUCAGAGAGCGACCUGUCUCUGGAGGAUGACCAGAGCGACUGCUGUGACAGUGAAGAUGAGGAGGGUCCCCUCCCCCCAGAGGAAUGCUGGGAAAACCUGGCAUCCAACGUGGCCAAGAGAUCACAACCACAUGACGGCAGUUUCAGUGUGACGCACUGGCCUGGAGAUUACGCAGCAGCAGCGAGGGAUGGCGAACUCACAGGUACUGAAAGAAUGAAGACAGAAACUCUGGCCGAUCCCGAGCUGAGCCUUGGCUGCGACACACGGACGCAGGACAUCUUGAUGGUGCUGCCUCCCAGUCUGCCGAUGUUCACCACCCAUCCUCACAAAGGGAUCCUGAAGAAGAAGCAGCUUUCUCCAAUCGUAGAGAGGAACGGUCUCGGCCGUACCCACAGUGAACCGUGUGAAAACGCCCCAGGCUCGGGGUCUUCACGGGGAUCCUCGUCCAGUGGCAGUCGAGGCAGCCCGGUUAAACCCAGCCUGCCCGAUCAACUGAACGGUGUCGCCGUGAGCAUCAAGGCGGGCACGGUGGAUGGAGACUCAUCAGGAUCAGAGUCAUAGAGCCUCCUUCUUCAACAGCGACUGCAAACUGGGAGCGCCGGACUUCCCUACAAAAAAAAGGGAAAAGAAAUGGAAAUAAAAGGAAUUCCCCCUCAUGAUCAUGAGUCACUGAAGGUGUGUGUGUGAGUUCAUACAUAUGUGCCAAACCUCAGGAGUCACUGCACUGGCCAAGCUCGCGCACACCGACAGAAUGAGUCUCACUUGCCCUUUAAAGAAAUUGUUUUGUUUACAUACUUGAAGCAAUGCACUUUUUUAAAAUUUAAUGCCCAGAUGUGUUAGCGGUUAACCUUUUUUUUUUUUUUUUGUGGGAAAAUUUUUCCAGGAUAUAUAUUUUGUUUUGAAGACUGUGGAAGCGGUCAUGUUUGGGGGCGGGACAUUUUGCUGUAGACUUGCAAACAUUCAGGGAAAUUCCUUUUUCAUGAAUAACUACUUUGUAAAUGUCAUUUCGGCUCGCCUGCUUACGUUACUGACUGAGCAGUUAAGAGUUUGCGCCAGUCUGAGGUUCGAGGGGUUCAGACUCAGGUCACUGAGUUACAUGACAGUCCAAGUGCAGGUCGGUCACGGAUGUAGAGGCUCUUCCUGGAUUCCUGAACUUUAAAAACAAACUGUAUCUGCCUGUUCAUGGAUGCUCCAUAUAAGCUAUUUCUCAUUAAUGAAGGAUGUUUCCAGAAGCAACAGCUGGAGGGACUCCACCUUCAAGAGGGUAAACCUGCAUGUGCUGACCUAAAAAGGACUCAAAGGACUUUUGAUACUUUUUUUGUAAAUCAAAGAGAGCACAUUUUUUUUAUGGACAUUAAAAGAGCUCAUGGUAUAAAUCACAUUCAUUCAAGUUCAGUAACUAAACAGCUGUGUUUUAUAGUUUAGCUACGGAGCUUUUGUCUUUUGUAAAUUAAUGAAAUACAUGCAAAUUUGUGCUGUAAUACUAUUUGAGCUGCAAUCCAUUUUUACUGUUCAGAGGCCUGUAAAUGAAUCAAGAACAUAUCUUCAAAUCAAAGUAAACAUGUCACACACCCUGUUUUUAGAAAAUGUUAGAUUCAGUAGAUGUCAUUUUUACCAACCUUAUAAAUUUGAUGUAUACAAGAAACACUACCACCAGGUCAAUCAUAUCACUGGUAUCCCAACAGGUUUGUCUCGUUUACACUGUUUUCUAUCAUUUCCACUUUACCUCAGACUUUUAUCAGUGCCAAGCCACUUUUUACAAUGUUUUACAUUGCAGUUGUUUGCUGAUAUCAAGGUGCAUCCUGCCACUGUACAUGUAAAAUAAUUAGAUAUUUGCUAUAAAAGGGGCCGUGUUACAAACUUUUAUUUUGGAAGUUGCAGCCUGUUUAUUUUCACAUAAACUUCACUUGAAUCUGUUGACUUGUAAAAUUUAAACAAAAUAUCAACAUUGUGGGAAUCACACUUAUUUGCUUUUUUCUGGUGGGUAAGAAGGUCAAUACCAGCAGCCGGCUAACUUAGCUUGGCACAAAGUCUAGAAAUUGGGGGAAACAGCUAGCUUGUCAAAUAGUAAAAUGAAUUAACCUACCAGGCCUCAACAGCUGGUAUAGCACGCUAGAUCUUGUUUGUUAAUUCUGUACAAGGGAUUAUGUUCACUGUAAAACAUUAUACAGGAAUAGGAAAUUGUUUUUGAAUGAAUGUCUAACUGCUAUUUUUAAAAUAAGAUUUUAAAAAAAGUUUUAUUUUAUAUUUUACAGUGUGCCAGACUUUUUCUUGGGGUCGCUGCUGGGUGUCUGGCAACUGCUCUGACCCAAGAAAUAGUCCAGCACAUACAGUAGCUCCCAGUGCUAUAGAUGCAUUCGUUACCAGGCUUACUGUUUCCUUCUGUGUCCAGUUUUUAUGCUAAGCUAAGCUAAUGGCCCAUUAGCUAUAGCGUCAUAUUUAACAAAGUAUGACAGUCCUAACCACCUUCUCAUUUAACCCAUAGGAAGAAAGCACAAGUGUAUUUCCAAAAAUGUUGAAUUACUCCUUUAUGUUCAUUUUUGUUUUUGAACACACGUUUCCUGUUUUACACAGCUGCUGUUGUAGAUGUCAAAGCUGUAGUGACACAAGGUAGUCUCUGCUACAUGACUUGUACAUUUCUAUGUGGAAAGACUUUGUAACUGAUUUCACAAAAGUUCAAGUAAAAAGAGACAGUUCCAGUUUUAA
Monopterus albus (swamp eel) is the source of this 11418-nucleotide messenger RNA. RefSeq names its product cadherin, EGF LAG seven-pass G-type receptor 2 (gene celsr2). Lineage: Eukaryota; Metazoa; Chordata; Actinopteri; Synbranchiformes; Synbranchidae. The transcript has 34 exons. Gene Ontology annotation, biological process: homophilic cell-cell adhesion; G protein-coupled receptor signaling pathway; cell surface receptor signaling pathway. Gene Ontology annotation, cellular component: plasma membrane. Gene Ontology annotation, molecular function: G protein-coupled receptor activity; calcium ion binding. The record is from RefSeq and is a predicted model, not a curated record. Bases 274 to 9273 code for a protein of 2999 amino acids.